Arabis nemorensis is the source of this 981-nucleotide messenger RNA. The record is from the annotation of a GenBank genome assembly. NCBI's taxonomy places the organism in Eukaryota, Viridiplantae, Streptophyta, Magnoliopsida, Brassicales, Brassicaceae.
AUGUUUGGUUAUGCAUCUUUUAGCUCUCUAUUCAUUCUCUUUUUCUUUGCAAACCUCAAGUCUUAUUAUGCACAGCAACAAACCCCUAAUUACCUCUUCCAUGUUUGUCCUAACACAACAACUUACUCCAAAAACAGCAUAUACUACUCCAAUCUCAAAAGCCUUUUGUCUUCUCUUUCUUCCACCGAUCGUGUUUUCUCCAUCGGAUUCUAUAGCACAGUCGCAGGUCAGAGCCCUGACGCGGUAUACGGGCUUUUCAAAUGCAGAGGAGAUAUGUCGCCGGAAGUCUGUCAUAAUUGCGUUGACUUUAUUGCCAAGGACAUUCGGAGUCGAUGUCCAGAGAGGAAACAAGGCAUAAUAUGGUAUGACCAAUGCAUGCUUCGAUAUGCUGACCAGAACUUUUUCUUGGACUCUUCACUCCAAAAUGGAACAACUGGACUUGUCUUGGCUAACACCAGUAAAAUUUCGGUUAGCCAACAAGACCGGUUCAGUGAUUUGGUCUUAUCCACGCUGAACAAGGCAGCCACCGAGGCACAGAACAGUUCGAGAAAGUUGAAUGCUAGAAAAGCCAAUUUUACUGCGUUCCAGACUUUGUACGUAAUGGUUCAGUGCACUCCUGAUCUACAGGGACAAGACUGUUUGCGUUGUCUUCAACAUAUCAUCACUCAGUUACCUACUAAUAGGACUGGGGCAAGCCUUAUGGUGCCGAGCUGUAGUUUAAGAUACGAGCUUUACCCGUUCUACAACUCAACCGCCCUUAGAUCAACUCAACCGCUGUCACCGCCGAUUUCAUUUCCUUCACCACGACAUGGAAAAGGCGGAAAGUCGACUGUCAUAAUCGUGGCUGUUGUUGUUCCAGUCACUGCAAUUUCUCUUCUACUCGUAGCUGUUUUUAUUUUCCGGGCUAAGAGAAAACGGACGGUUUAUGAGAUGGAACCACUAGCUGAAGGUGGAAAACUCCCCUUUUUGUACAUCAAAUGA